UCAGUUUUGCAAUCAUGGAACUCGUGCUUUCUGUAUUCGUUCUGUGUCUUAGUGCACUGGGACCUGUUACAACUAUCAGACUGGAUGGAAAUGGGUACACUGACAUCCUUAUAGUCAUCAGCCCUGCUGUGCCAGAGAAUGAAGAACUUAUCAAUCAAAUCAAGGAAAUGCUUAUCAGUGGAUCAGAAUAUCUGUUUGAAGCUUUAGACCACAAGGUGUUCUUCAAGGAGGUGAAAAUACUAGUACCACCAACCUGGAAAACAGGAACGUAUGAGAGAGCAAAAACAGAUUCCUUCAGCAAGGGCAGAAUAAGAAUUGACAGCCCACAUCCUGUACUUGGUGAUGAGCCCUACACUUAUCAGACUGGGGGUUGUGGAAACGAAGCUGAAUACAUUCAUUUUACACCAAACUUUAUGUUAAACAACAGUUUUAUUAAACCAUAUGGACCUAGAGGAAAGGUUUUUCUGCAUGAAUGGGCUCACCUCAGAUGGGGGGUAUUUGAUGAAUAUAAUGUGAAACAGCCCUUUUACUGGUCUGCUGGUCAGAUUCAACAUACAAGCUGUACAGAUAAGAUUUCUGGCCAGUGGUAUGAAAUUGUUAAUCAAGAAACUUACCCUUGCGAGUCUGGUGAAGAUGGCCUACCCACAUCUAGCUGUCAUUUCUUUCCAGAUGCAGUGCAAAAUGCAAAUACCUCUAUAAUGUACAAUCAAAAUAUAGAUUCUAUGAAAACAUUUUGUCAAGAAGAAGAACACAACAUUGAAGCACCCAAUGAGCAGAAUAAAAAGUGUGGAAAAGCAAUACGAACUGUAAUCUUUCAAGACUCGGUAGAUAAAGAUGUCCUUCACAAUCUAAAGCCUCUUCAAUCUGCACCACCAGCACCAACAUUUAAAGUGAUACAGAGAGGAUCUCGGGUUGUCUGUCUCGUCCUUGAUGUCUCAGGAAGCAUGAAGGGUAAAAGAAUAGAUCAACAACAUCAAGCUGGUACACUUUUCUUGCACGAGAUCAUAGACGAAGAACAGUUUGUGGCUCUUGUGACUUUUAGUAGUGACGCUCAAAUACUAAGUCCUUUGACUUUAAUAAAUGGACAGGCUUCAAGAGACAGUCUAGUUAACAAGUUGCCAAAAACUGCGACUGGAGGUACAGAAAUCUGUAAGGGACUCAGAAAAGGCUUUGAGGCUCUUAAAAGCGAUGAUGGUAAAACAAUAGGAGAUGAAAUUAUUUUUUUGACAGACGGGGAAGCAAAUGAUAAUGUUCAGGAUUGUUUCCAGGAAGCUGUUCAAAGUGGUGCAAUCAUUCACACUAUAGCAUUUGGCCCAAAGGCAGACAAUGUACUGAAAACCAUGGCAGAUCAAACAGGCGGAAUCUUUAAAAUUGCCAAAGACUCUAUACUUUCCAACCAGCUUGUGGAUGCCUUUUCCUCAAUUACAGUGUUUGAUGGAAAUCCCAACACACAGCCCUUACAGCUUGAAAGCACUGGAAAGCUUGUUACAGAUUGGUUUAAUGGAACAGUUCCCAUUGACCGGACUGCAGGAAAACACACCACUUUUACAUUAAUUUAUGAAAAAAGUGCACCUACUGUGUACAUACAGUCACCGAGUGGUUUGGCUUAUGACCAGAGAAACACCACUGACACUGCUAACACAAUCACUUUAACUGUUCCAGGAAUUGCGGAGCCAGGAGAUUGGAAAUACAGCUUCCUCAACAGAGAAACAGCUUCUCAGCAGAUGAGUUUAACAGUAAUGAGUCGAGCAGCUCGUGAAGAUGUUCCCCCAGUCACAGUUACAGUUAAAAUGACCAAGCAGAAGAGUAAUGUCUCCAAACCUACAGUUGUGUGGGCUGAGGUCAGUCAGAAUUACAAUCCUGUGUUGGGGGCCAGAGUUUGGACGACCAUGGAGUCAGAUACAGGGCACUCAGAAAAACUGGAGCUCUUUGAUAAUGGAGCAGGUGCUGAUGCUUUCAAAGAUGACGGUGUCUAUUCCAAAUAUUUUACAAAAUUAAAAAAGGGAAAAUGGAGUCUAAAAGUGCGAGUGGAAAAUCAAGAUGGACAAGUCCUGUAUUCCGUACACAGACACAGUGGUUCUCUGUAUGUCCCUGGAUAUGUUGUUAAUGGUACAGUGGUAUUAAACCCUCCUAAACCCCCAGUUAAUAUGCAGAGAGACGACAUUGGUAGAUUCACCAGAACACUAACUGGGGAGAGUUUUGUGGUGGAAGCUGAGGAACCUUUAAACUUCCCUCCAAGCAAGAUCACAGAUCUGAUAGCAGAUAUUCAGGAGGACACUGUGUUUCUUAACUGGACGGCUCCCGGUGAGGAUUAUGAUCAGGGAACAGCUGAUUCCUAUGAAAUCCGAUGGAGUAAAGAUUUCAAGAUGCUUCGAUACAACUUCAGCAGCAGUAAUUUAGUCAACACUUCAGGACUUCUGCCCCAAGAAUCAGGUUCAGCUGAACAACACUCUUUCCAGCCUUAUAUUAGAAUUGAAAAUGGCACCACAUAUUUCUUUGCUAUUCAGUCAAUAGACCAACAGUUAGCAAAAUCUGAGGUAUCAAACAUUGCUCAAGCAACAAUGUAUGUCCUAAGUCCAGCCCUAUCAUCAUCCAAUAACCUAACUGCUAUGAUUGUAUCAGUCUGUGUUGUAACCCUUGUGGCUUGUGUGAUAGCUGUGGUGAUCAUGUGGGCACAGAAACAAAAGGAAAACGUAUAUUAAGGAUCUGUCAUUUUCCUGUUUCGUGCUUUAUGUUGCUUAACUGAUUAGAUCUUGAGCGAAGUCUUUUUUUGGGGGGGAUUUUUAAAAAAUUUCCUGUUCACAACUGUUUAAUUAUAAAAACUGUGAAAUCAAAUCAAGCAGUCUAAAAAAAUCUUUGUCAUAAACCAAUAAAUCUCAGAAAAACAAGGUUUAUAUAUAUAAAAAAAAAAAACAGAAAAGCAAUUGUUAAUGUUUCAUGCUUUAUUACAAUGGAAAAAAAUGUUUGGUAAACUAAUAGUUAUUUUUUGUUGUUAAAUGACAAAAUAUUGAAUAUGAAUAAGAGUUGAAUAAGAGUUUGAAUUGAGUUUGGAUAAGAGUUUAAUAGCCUCUGUUUACAUUACAAGGCACAUUUUUGGUCAGAUCAGACUUUUUCUUUUAUUCUUAUGUUGGCACAUCGGUCAUCUAAAAUAGCACAUACAGUAUGCACACAUCCAUACAUUUUAGCUUGCAUCAUCUAUCUGGUGCAUCUAUUUGGGGUCUGAGAGUUUUCUAAAGACAGAGUCCUCUUGUGUCCCUACACUUAACUAAUGUACUAUUCCAGAUUUCAUCUCCUCUGAAAAAUGCAAGUCUCUGAAAAGCUUGAGCUGGUGUAGAAAUUGUCCCUGUACACAUGGUACCCAUAUACCAGAUAAGGAUGAUUUUACCAGUGAAAUAACAUUGAUAAGAGUCAUUGAAAGUCAUUGUGCAGAAGGAAAGUUAUUCUUUCCUGUGUACAGCAAAAUUCACUGUGUAUCUAUUACUACAGUCUACAAGAAAGAAUAAUUCGUAUCCGCACUUUGUUGGUUUUGCCUUCAUGUACUGGGUCAGUCCUGUCUUUGCCUUGCUGGUUAGCAUCCUUUCAUAAAGGUUCCUUUAAGGAUGGUACAAGGAUUUGCAUGCAUGUUGGAUUGCAGUCAUGAGAGGCCCUUCUGUCAUUUUCACAAUCCCUAUCAGGAUCAUGUGUAAAUUCCAUAAAAUUGUCCUGUACCUGUCUGUGUUCAUUAAAGUUGCUGGGAAGUCUUGGAAAAAAAUUGUGCUUUGUCUUCACUUUGUAGUGCAGCCCAGCUUCAGCACUGGCAUGUAAAAAACAAGUCCUAUACAGUAUAUUUGUGUAAGUCCUUCACAGUUACAUCUGUUCAUUUGUAUUUCCUCUGUGCACAAUAUAAAGGGCUGCAUGCUUGUUGAUGUUAUUGGAAAUGUUUUUUUUUUUUGUUUUUUUUUUGUCACUAAAGAACAUCUUGAAUAAG
This is a messenger RNA of Clarias gariepinus (North African catfish), 3967 nucleotides long. RefSeq names its product calcium-activated chloride channel regulator 1-like. The transcript is spliced from 14 exons. Bases 15 to 2702 code for a protein of 895 amino acids. Lineage: Eukaryota; Metazoa; Chordata; Actinopteri; Siluriformes; Clariidae. The record is from RefSeq and is a predicted model, not a curated record.